This is a messenger RNA of Saccostrea cuccullata (small rock oyster), 1468 nucleotides long. Its product is annotated as 2-amino-3-carboxymuconate-6-semialdehyde decarboxylase-like. Gene Ontology annotation, biological process: secondary metabolic process. The coding region runs from base 63 to 1070 and encodes 335 amino acids. Gene Ontology annotation, molecular function: hydrolase activity; carboxy-lyase activity. Gene Ontology annotation, cellular component: cytoplasm; cytosol. The transcript is spliced from 10 exons. NCBI's taxonomy places the organism in Eukaryota, Metazoa, Mollusca, Bivalvia, Ostreida, Ostreidae. The record is from RefSeq and is a predicted model, not a curated record.
AUUGGUCAAUAGAAACUGACGACCUUCACCUAAAUAUAAGCAAACUAGUCUGCGCUGCCAGAAUGAAGAUCGACAUACACAGUCACAUUUUACCCGAGAACUGGCCAGACCUAAAAGAGCGCUAUGGAUAUGGAGGAUGGAUUCAGCUACAUCAUAAGUGUGCAGGUAAAGCAGACAUGAUGAAAGACGGAAACUUUUUCCGGACCGUGGAGGAGAACUGCUGGUCACCAGAGGCGAGAAUCAGGGAUAUGGAUAACACAGGUGUGACUGUACAGGCCCUAUCUACAGUUCCUGUUAUGUUUAGUUAUUGGGCAAAGCCACAGGACACUUUAGAUCUUUGUCAGAUUUUAAACAACGACAUUGCAGAAUCUGUGAAGAAGUACCCAAAGAGAUUUGUAGGACUGGGGACACUUCCAAUGCAAGCCCCUGAUCUGGCUGUCCAAGAACUGAUCAGAUGUAAACAGGAACUAGGUUUUAAUGGUGUCCAAAUUGGAUCUCACGUUAAUGACUGGAAUUUGGAUGCAGCAGAAUUAAGGCCAAUAUUUGCAGCUGCUGAGAAGCAUAAUGUGUCCAUCUUUGUACACCCCUGGGAUAUGGACUUGAGUGGACGAAUGAAGAAAUAUUGGCUGCCUUGGUUGGUAGGAAUGCCCUCAGAGACUGCCACAACUAUCUGUUGUAUGCUGAUGGGAGGAGUCUUGGAGGAGUUUCCUAAACUCAAAGUUUGUUUUGCACACGGAGGAGGGGCCUUUCCCUUCACUGUGGGUCGUAUAGAACACGGUUAUAAUGUCCGUCCAGAUCUCUGUGCCACAGACUGCAAAACAAACCCUCGGAAAUUCCUUGGUCAGUUCUACACAGAUGCCCUUGUCCAUGAUGCCAAAGCUCUGGAACUACUAAUUGAUGUUAUAGGCAAGGAUCGAGUUAUAAUGGGAUCAGACUACCCUUUUCCACUUGGUGAGCACCACCCAGGAAAAUUAAUUGAAUCUAUGGAGUUUGACCACAGUCUUAAGGAAAAUUUAUUGGUAAACAACGCCUGUGAGUUCUUGGGACUAGAUAAAGCAGUAUUUGGAUAAAGUUGAGGAAAGGAAGUAUUUAUAUGCUUGAUGCAGUUGAAACUAGUGACAUAAUACCAUUGAUGCAAUUUUGAUAUUACACGACACAUUCCGUUUUACAUUCUAUGAAACAAGGUUCAUGUGAAUUACUUCGAAAAUUUUUAUAUAUUUACAUUUUUAUUGUAAAAAUGUUAUAUGUACAUUUUUAUUGUAUACUAUUGUGCAGUAUACAUGUAUAUGUACAUUUAAAUAUGCAUAUUGUAUUAUAAGUGAAGUUUAAUUUUCAGUUCACAGAAAUUUAAUUUUAUUGACUUCCCGGUUUAAUGUUUUGUUUACUGUAUAUGUGUAUAUCCAUGAAAAUGAGAAAAAAUGGUUGAUUUAUUUUGUAUGCUAAGACAGUCAUAAUAAAAUCCAAAAGU